Messenger RNA from Didymodactylos carnosus, 6795 nucleotides. The record is from the annotation of a GenBank genome assembly. NCBI's taxonomy places the organism in Eukaryota, Metazoa, Rotifera, Eurotatoria, Philodinida, Philodinidae.
AUGCUCGGUGAUGUUUCUGCUGUUCUUAGAGUAUUGAAAAAUGCACCCGAUCAUGGUCAAACAAUAUUAUCAUUGACACGUGGUGAUCCACAUAAUUUAGGUGGUCCUGGUAGUAGUGGUGAUAAAACUGGAACAAUUAAAGCAAAAUUAAAAGAUCUUAUUAGUCAAAUAAAUGGUUCCAGCGAUAGUUCAUUAUUUAUAUUUUCAAAAACAAAUUGGAUAAGAAAACGAGCAACGGCAUUUAUUGAAUGGAAUCCAUUUGAGUAUAUGGUAUUAUUAACUAUUAUAGCAAAUUGUAUUGUACUUGCAUUAGAAGAACAUUUACCAAAAGAAGAUAAAUCAACGUUAGCCAAAUCAUUGGAAAAAACUGAGGUUUAUUUUAUUGCAAUAUUUUGUUUUGAAGCAGGAUUAAAAAUUAUCGCAUUAGGAUUUGUUUUACAUCGUGGAUCAUAUUUAAGAAGUUUGUGGAAUAUAAUGGAUUUUGUUGUAGUAGUUACGGGUUUAACAACAAUAAGUAUUAAAAAAAGUAGUUCAUUUGAUCUUCGUACAUUGCGAGCUGUACGAGUGUUAAGACCAUUAAAAUUAGUAUCCGGCAUUCCAAGUCUUCAAGUUGUUUUAAAAUCUAUUCUUAAAGCCAUGGCUCCCCUAUUUCAGAUAGCUUUAUUGGUGCUAUUUGCCAUUGUUAUUUUUGCUAUUAUUGGUUUAGAACUUUAUAACGGUGUUUUUCAUACAACAUGCUUCUACGUGAACAAACCAGCCAAAGAUGACAGUGAAGAAUUAAUGUAUAAACAAGGUGAUGAUCAAAAACCUAUUCCAUGUGGCCUACCAGGUGUUUACACUUGUACUGUUCCAAAUGAAACAUUGGUAUGUCGUGAACAUUGGGAAGGUCCAAAUAAAGGCAUAACAAGUUUUGAUAAUAUUGGAUAUGCAAUGUUAACAGUUUUUCAAUGUAUUACCAUGGAAGGAUGGACACAAAUACUCUAUUGGACGAAUGAUGCUGUUGGAACUUAUUUCAAUUGGUUAUAUUUUAUUCCAUUAAUUAUACUUGGCUCAUUUUUUAUGCUCAAUCUAGUUCUUGGUGUUCUUAGUGGAGAAUUUGCGAAAGAACGUGAACGUGUGGAAAAUCGUCGUGCCUUUUUAAAAAUUCGACGUCAACAACAAAUUGAACGUGAAUAUAAUAAUUAUAUUGAAUGGAUAAAUAGAGCAGAAGAUGUUAUAUUGAAUGAAGAACGAACAACGGAACAAGAGCGUCGUGCCAUAUUAGAAGCUCGUAAAUAUGCCGCUUUAAAGAAAAUUAGACAUGGCCGAACAGGAAAACAACACAGCGUCGAUGAUGACGAUGAAGACAUUGAUUCAGCAUUCCAUCGUGCACGUGGUGUCGAUUCAGAACGACCAGAUCGUACGCGGAGUGUAAUGAGAAAAUGUUGGUUUCGUCAACGAGUUUUAAGAAGUAGAAUUCGCUUAUUAGUUAAAACACAAGUUUUCUAUUGGACUGUGAUAGUUUUGGUAUUUUUAAAUACUGUCUGUGUAGCAAUUGAACACCAUUCCCAACCAGAAUUUUUGACCUCAUUUUUAUAUUAUGCUGAAUUUUUAUUUCUCGGAUUAUUUAUAUUUGAAAUGCUGCUUAAAAUGUUUGGUCUAGGUGUUUCACAAUAUUUUGCCUCAUCGUUUAAUAUAUUUGAUUUUGUUGUUAUUGUUGGUUCAAUAUUUGAAGUGAUAUGGUCAGCAUUUAAAACAGAUGAAUCAUUUGGAAUAUCAGUGCUACGUUCAUUACGAUUAUUGAGAAUAUUUAAAGUGACACGACAUUGGGCAUCAUUAAGAAAUCUUGUUGUAUCAUUACUCAGUAGUAUGCGUUCAAUUGUGUCGUUAUUAUUUCUGCUAUUCUUAUUUAUUUUGAUAUUUGCCUUACUGGGAAUGCAAUUGUUUGGCGGAGAGUUUAAUUUUGAAGAUGAAACACCAUUACAAAACUUUAAUAAAUUCGCUACAGCAUUGAUCACUGUAUUUCAAAUUUUAACUGGUGAAGAUUGGAAUGAAAUAAUGUACAAUGAUACACUAUUGAAUGUGUUUUUGGCCAUUGCUGUUGAUAAUUUAGCAAAUGCGCAUGAAUUAACAAAAGAUGAAGAAGAAGAAGCAGCGGCUGAAGAAGAAAAACGUGAACGAGAAGCUAAAGAUGCUGAAUCUAUGUUUAAAAUGGGCGGUGGUUCGACACAACCGGCAAUGCCAUCGUCAAAUACACCAGUUAAACAAACGCAUGCCAAUGCGAAUGGUCAUCCAACAACAUCCACUAACAAAAAUAAAAAACCGGAAAUGUUAGAACAUAAUAAUUUACAACAAACUGUCAAGCAUGAUUAUACUGAAAAUGUUAUUAAGCAAGUACUCGACACUCAUGAAACUAAAGAACAACCAUCUUACUUGGAUAAACAAUUAUUUGAAAAAACAAAUUUAGAUAAUAUACCAGGAUUAGACUAUGAAUUUGCACCACUUUAUUUACCAUCAACACUUGACAAACUACCGUCCAAGGAUGAUAAUACUCUUGAUAAGAAACAACUUGAUAAAAUAAAACAAGAGAAAGCGGAUGAAAAGAAAAAAGAAGAGGAAAAAGCUCAAAUUGUUGCCAAACCCGUAUUACCAUUUAGUUCAAUGUUUAUAUUUAGCUCAACAAAUCCUGUACGGCGAUUUUGUCAUUUUAUAGUUAAUCUACGUUAUUUUGAUACAUUUAUUAUGUUAGUUAUUUGUCUAAGUUCAAUAUCAUUAGCCGCCGAAGAUCCUGUUCAUGAACUUUCAUUCAGAAAUAAAAUAUUAAAUUAUUUAGAUUAUGUAUUCACAGGCGUUUUUACCAUUGAACUUAUACUCAAAGUAAUUGAUUUAGGCAUUGUUUUUCAUCCGGGUGCCUAUUGUCGAGAUGUAUGGAAUAUUCUUGAUGCACUUGUUGUUAUAUGUGCACUUGUGGCAUUUGGAUUUACAGAAAAUGGUGCUGGUAAAAAUUUGAAUACAAUUAAAUCUCUUCGUGUACUACGUGUAUUACGACCAUUAAAAACAAUUAAUCGUGUACCAAAACUAAAAGCGGUAUUCGAUUGUGUUAUAACGUCAUUGAGUAAUGUGUUAACAAUAUUGAUUGUAUAUAUGUUAUUUCAAUUUAUAUUUGCUGUUAUGGCUGUACAAUUGUUUAAAGGAAAAUUUUAUCAUUGUUCAGAUAAAUCAAAACUAAAUGAAGUUGAUUGCAAGGGGUGGUAUUUUAAUUUUGGUAGUGGUAAAACAAAACCAGAAAAAAAAGAGAGAACAUGGGAACCAUACGAAUUUACAUAUGAUAGUGUACCAUCUGCCAUAUUAACAUUAUUCACCGUUCAAACUGGUGAAGGCUGGCCAACAGUUCUUCAACAUUCCAUUGAUGCUACAGGUGUUCGAUUGGGUCCUCGUCCAGGAAAUCGUUUAGAAGUUGCUUUAUUUUAUGUUAUCUAUUUUAUUGUCUUUCCAUUUUUUUUCGUCAACAUAUUUGUUGCUUUAAUUAUUAUAACAUUUCAAGAUCAAGGUCAAAAAGAAUUAGAAGAAGCAGAAAUUAAUAAAAACCAGAAAUCUUGUAUUGAUUUUACACUCAACGCCAAACCUAUUCAACGGUUUAAACCCAAAAAAGAAAGUUCUUUACGUUAUCGCAUAUGGCAAUUAGUCGUAUCAACUUAUUUUGAAUAUUUUAUUAUGGUUAUGAUAGCGUUAAACACGUUUGUAUUGAUGAUGAAAUACUACAAAAGUCCAACUACGUACAAUGAUGUUCUAACAUAUUUAAAUACAACAUUUACUGCACUAUUUACUAUUGAAAGUAUAUUGAAAAUCAUUGCAUUUGGAUUGAGACUUAGUUCAGCUCGUGGUAAUGUGGUCGCACGUCCCGGACCUCAUAAGCACAAAAAUAGUUUAUUAAAUCUUGGCUUUCUUCGAUUAUUUCGUGCAGCAAGAUUAAUAAAACUAUUACGACAAGGUUAUACAAUUCGUAUCUUAUUAUGGACAUUUAUGCAAUCAUUUAAGGCUCUACCAUACGUUUGUCUAUUAAUUGCUAUGCUAUUUUUUAUCUAUGCAAUUAUUGGCAUGCAGGUUUUUGGUAAUGUCAAUUAUGAUACACCAAACAGAGAAAUUAAUCGUCACAAUAAUUUUGCAAAUUUUUUUCAUGCAUUAUUAUUAUUAUUCAGGUGUGCAACUGGCGAAGGAUGGCAAAGUGUUAUGUUAGCGUGUAAAGCGAACGCUGAAUGUCAACCACAAUCAAAUGAUCGAUCGCACAAACAACGAUUCGAAUGUGGAUCAAAUUUUGCCUAUGUUUACUUUUGUUCAUUUGUAUUUUUAUCAUCAUUUCUGAUGUUGAAUUUAUUUGUCGCCGUUAUUAUGGAUAAUUUUGAUUAUUUAACUCGUGAUUCAUCCAUUCUCGGUGCACAUCAUCUUGAUGAAUUUUUAAGGGCAUGGUCAGAAUAUGAUUCAGAUGGAACUGGUAGAAUUGAAUAUAUGAAAAUGUUUGAAAUGUUGAGAUUAAUGAGUCCACCAGUUGGUUUUGGUACAAAAUGUCCAUCAAAACUUGCUUAUAAACGUCUUAUAAGAAUGAAUAUGCCUAUUGAUGAUCAAAAACGUGUUCAUUUUACUACAACAUUAUUUGCACUUAUACGUGAAUCACUUGGAAUCAAAAUGAGAACGAUUGCUGAUGAAAUGGAUGAAGCUGACGAAGAAUUGAGACAAGUUUUAAUGAAAGUUUGGCCAAAUGAAUCGAAAAGAGUGGUGAAAAUUGAUAAUAUAGAAAAGCCACUUUUAGAUUUACUAGUUCCACCACCGGCGGAACUUCAUGGUAUACCAGGACAUCCCAAACUUACAGUGGGUAAAGUAUAUGCUAUAUGGUUAAUCGUAGACAAUUGGAGAUUAUACAAACAAGUGCAAAGUGGUAUUCCUGUACAAAAGCCGGGUUUAUUUGAUGGUCUUUUAUUUGCAAUGAAACAUCGGGAACAGUCAAGAGAAGGUGUGAAUGAUGGUGAUCAUGAUAUAAAUGGACCUAAACGAGGUGGAAGUUUUCGACGAACAGGCUCUAACAAAUCAGCUUCGAAUUUUGACAGUUUGUUUAGUAAAAAGAAUAAAGUAGGUAAUAGGCGACCAAGUGGUGACAAUGCGUUUUUAUCAAUUGCGAAUGCAAUGAGACCAUCACCAUCUGCACACUCGCAUAUUAGCGCGACUAAUAUUGAUGAUAAACGAAAAGAUGAACCACAAUAUGGAAAAACAUUGAAUGUACCAGACAAUGUUAUUCGCUCAUUACCAAUAACUCCUCCACAAUCAAACGAUCAUGCAAAUACUCAUCCAAAUAUUCGACCAGCGAUCAUGACAACGCCCGGAACCAGUCGUUUGCAAUCAGCUACUAAUAACAGUAAACUAAUGACGAAUGAACUCUUGCAGGAAAGUACUCCUAUUUUAAAUCAAACGGCACCUGCCUUUAAACCACCACCAAAUAGGUUGCCUUAUAUACAGUCAUCAACUACAGUUCCACAAACAUUACCGUAUUCAGGAGGAGAUUCUUCACCCGUUUAUCAACGCUUUCCUGCACCUGUUAACAUGAGACCCUUUCGACCAAAUCAUCCAGUUUUAUGGCAAGAAUCGAGUAUGAGUUCUCCUGAAGUUGACUAUAUGAAUAGAGGACAACAAUAUUUCUUAACUCGUCCACCAAAUCAGGAGCAGCAUUUGUCACAUGAAAUCGUUCAUGAAAAACAAAAUCGACAUCGUGCAUGUCCUCAAACUCAAACAAUGAAACAAUUUAACGAAACAAAUGCUGAAAGUAGUUUAAAUUCAGAUUAUACUCGUUCAUCUCCUCGUCCAACUACAACAUCGCACGGUGAAGAGGAGAAUGAUAGUCCUGAUAGUUAUGUUUAUCCUCAACCUCGACCUCGUCCUCCAUCUACAAUGAUUACUACAGCCUAUAAUGCAACAAAUAUUCCACUAACAACUGUGAUGUCUAGUGGACGAAAGUUGCCAUUGAAUGGUAAUGGUGAAAGACGAACAAAUCCGAAUAGAAGUCCAAAAUUGAAACAAAAAAAGAUUUCCCUCGAUAAGACCGAUACUAGACGACAUCCAUUGCCUAUCACUGACGAAGUGAUGACAGAUAUUCGAGAUACGAACAAAAAUGGACGUUCAAAGGGACGACCGUCAAGAACUUCUAGAGUCAUUUUAUUGUAUAACACUGGACAAAAUGGUGAUGGAUUUUCCUCAUUGGAACAAAAAACUCCUUUGCUAAAUGAAAAUGAUUCAAUUGACUCAAAACACUUGCCGGAUGAACUUUGUCAUCGGACUAGUCCACAUUCUCCACAUGAACGUGACGAUAUUCAUCCAUCAUCUACCAGAUUGUCUAGUCCUUCAUCGGAUACACUUCCUAGUCCGAACGAUCAACCAGUUUCAACGUCAUUAUUAAUCAAGAGUCGUAGUCCAUCAUCAUCACCAUCUAGAUCACAACGUAAUAUAAACACAUCGAUGAGAACAUUACCGGUACUUCCUCCUCGUUCACGAUCCCCAUCGAUUAUUUCACCGUCAGCGUUGACACAAUCACAAGUACCAAAAAGUUUAUCAACAAAUUUACUUGAAGUUGAAAGAUCUUCUUACACAUUUCCUCGUCUAAAUGAAUCGCCGUCUCAUCAUCAGCUAAAUAAUAAUGAUAAUAAUAAAAAAACUACAUUUAUUCAACGACGUGAAUCAACAACACCGUUUAAAAAUGAGUUGUUUUAUUAUCAAGAUUCGGACGAUGAUUCGAACGAUGAUGAAAUUGAUGAAUCGGAUACACAGUCUUAA